AUGGCCACGGAGAGUCAUGGAUAAGUCAUGAAAUUUUUUUCAAAAUACCGGUACGAACCCUGUUACGAGGAAAUUGGUCCAGAAAAACAGUUUUGCAAUGCAUCGCAGUACCUAUUAAAAAUAAUACAUAUAAAAUAAAAUUGAGGAACGAGAAAAAGUGGCAUAAAACGAAACUUUUUAUCCAGGAAUACUCAUUGAAAUUGAUUUAACAUAUCAACGAUACGCGUCUUGAGUUUGUAUUGAAUUACGCCACCAAUUCACGUGGUUGCCGCGAUGUUGGUAGCAGUUGCGUGCAUCUGAGACUUGCUUUAUUUGCUCACGACGUCGUGGAUGUUCCGUGCGAUGUUGGUAGCAGUUGCGUGCAUCUGAGACUUGCUUUAUUUGCUCACGACGUCGUGGAUGUUCCGUGCGAUGUUGGUAGCAGUUGCGUGCAUCUGAGACUUGCUUUAUUUGCUCACGACGUCGUGGAUGUUCCGUGCGAUGUUGGUAGCAGUUGCGUGCAUCUGAGACUUGCUUUAUUUGCUCACGACGUCGUGGAUGUUCCGUGUGAUGGCGGGCGAUGGAGGCGAGGUGACCAAGGCGCUCAGAGCUGUCGUCCUGAAGAUCAAAGCUGCUACUGCUGCUCGCUCCCCGGAGGUAAGCGAAUGGUGCGCAGUGCCGCGGCUGGUGGCGGUAAGCAAGACGAAGCCUAAGGAGAUGGUGAUCGAGGCGUACCUCGCGGGGCAGCGGCACUUCGGGGAGAACUACGUCCAGGAGCUGGUGGCCAAGGCUGCCGACCCUGAGAUCCUGACGCGGUGUCCUGACAUCCGCUGGCACAUGAUCGGUCCUAUGCAGAGCAAUAAGGCUAAGAAGGUUCUGUCCAUCCCUAAUUUAUUCCUGAUCGAGACGGUCCACUCCGCUAAACUGGCCUCGCUGCUGGACGCCAUCUGGGCCAAAGCUGGACACCAGCACAGACUUAACAUAUACGUACAGGUCAAUACGAGCGAGGAGGCCCAGAAGAGCGGGGUAGCGCCUGGGGAAGUAACGCAGCUCACUGAACAUGUCAUCAACAACUGCCCCAACCUCAACCUCUUGGGGCUCAUGACCAUUGGGGCGUACGACUACGACCUCAGCCUUGGCCCCAACCCCGACUUUCAGAGGCUGCUACAGUGCAGGGAUGCAGUGUGCGCGCAUCACUCCCUUCAUCACCAUCAGCUCGAGCUCAGCAUGGGCAUGUCUGCUGACUACGAGCACGCCAUCAGCGUGGGCAGUUCGAACGUGCGCGUAGGAAGCGUCAUAUUCGGAUCCAGGAGCCACGAGCCUCAGUGAGGCGAACCUUCGUCCCGGCCGAGAUAAUUUUUCUCGGCUUUUUUCUCUCGGCUUUUUUUUCUUUCGUGGGAGAAAAAAUUUUUUCUCCCACGUAUUUUAGUUAGUGUUCGUUUAGAAGGCGUGCGUAGAGCAUAUAUAGGGGCUCCUCAAGCGCGUUUCCACGUCGGCAUCAUUUAUUAUUAAUAAAGGCAUUGAGUAGAUUAGAUUAAAAUUUGAA
This is a messenger RNA of Hyalella azteca, 1525 nucleotides long. Its product is annotated as pyridoxal phosphate homeostasis protein-like. The record is from RefSeq and is a predicted model, not a curated record. The transcript is spliced from 6 exons. Gene Ontology annotation, cellular component: intracellular anatomical structure. NCBI's taxonomy places the organism in Eukaryota, Metazoa, Arthropoda, Malacostraca, Amphipoda, Hyalellidae. Bases 538 to 1308 code for a protein of 256 amino acids. Gene Ontology annotation, molecular function: pyridoxal phosphate binding.